This is a messenger RNA of Cylicocyclus nassatus, 245 nucleotides long. NCBI's taxonomy places the organism in Eukaryota, Metazoa, Nematoda, Chromadorea, Rhabditida, Strongylidae. The record is from the annotation of a GenBank genome assembly.
GUUCGCCCUCCAAACUUCUUCCGGCUUGUUCGAAGAAAGUGUCGCCGAAUCGUUCGACUUGGCAAGAAGGAAAGAAACAGGGCGAUAUUGUUCGUGAUUAUUGUCUCAAGGCAGCUCAUCCAUCUCCAAAGUAUUGAAUAUUCUGAAAGCAGGAACAAGGCGAUUACAGUGGUAUUCUUCUCAUUGUUCCAGAUUUUCUACAGAACUUACAGCAUUUACAGAAAGAAACUUCUGUAAUCUGCACC